Molecule: messenger RNA, 1250 nt
Organism: Xenia sp. Carnegie-2017
Lineage: Eukaryota; Metazoa; Cnidaria; Anthozoa; Malacalcyonacea; Xeniidae
Product: eukaryotic translation initiation factor 2-alpha kinase 1-like
Exons: 1
Coding region: 76-942 (288 amino acids)
Biological process (GO): protein phosphorylation
Molecular function (GO): ATP binding; protein kinase activity
Source: RefSeq, a predicted model, not a curated record
UUGUGAUGUUACACCAUAAAGAAGAAAUCGCUUUUGUGUUUGGACGAUAAAGAUUAAGAUUGCAACUCUGUGAUUAUGUCAAAAUACGACUGGGACAAAUACAAGUUUGAAUCAAACUUGGGCGAAGGUGCUUUUGGUGAAGUAUUUUUGGUAAACAGUUGUGAAGACGGCAAGAAUUAUGCUUUGAAAAAGUUAAAAUGCAGAACGAACGAUGAUCUUCAUAAUGUGAUGGAAGAAUUGAAAGCGAUGAGUCGACUGGAACAUCCAAACAUUGUGAAAAUAGUAGAGACAGUUUGUAAGCAGCAAGGCGAUUUCUUGGCAGAUAUCUACAUCAUUCUUCAGUACUGUCCUCGAGGAACUUUAACUCAAAGAUUGUCAAAACAGUACAAUGAAGCCAAACAACUUAAAUGGUUGAAACAACUGUCUGAAGCCGUUGCGUACAUUCAUGCUUUAAGUCUAGUGCAUCGUGAUUUGAAACCAGAUAAUAUUCUGUUCAACGCUAACGAUAAUGUUAAAGUGGGGGACUUUGGCCUUGCACGAGAUUUUGUUUCCGCAAAACGCGAAAAUGAAACAUGGUUGAAUUACUAUAUGAACAGUUUUUAUGGUACGAUAUUCUACAUGGCUCCAGAGGUAUUUGAUGGUCAUUACAACGAAAAGGCAGACGUAUUUGCUUUAGGUUUGCUAAUGUAUAUCAUAGUUGAAGCAAAGUACCUUAACAUCAAUGGAAAAUGUUGUUAUGGUUUGUUUAUCAGCCUUAAAGAUGGCACAUGGGCUCCUCUGGGUUUGCAAAUGUAUCAUGAUAAAAAAGGACUUCAAUUUACCUUUGAAAAAUGCUCUCGGCGUAUUGCUCAAAUAAUCGGGUCUGCUCUUAUCUAUAAUCAAAAUGACCGCAGUGAUGCAGCAUCUAUUCAUGGAAAGUUAAAGGAUAUUCAGCGGAUGUGAAAACAGCAAAUUAAUAUUUCGUAUUAUCUAUCAAGAAAAUAGAUUUGUGGCGAAAAGAAAAACAAUGAGAUUCAGUUGAAUCACUGUGCAAUAAUUGCGAGUAUAUUGACAAUGAUAAAAACAGACCUGUUUAAAACAAUAAAUGCAUGAUAUAGUUAGCUGAUUAUUGUAUUUAACCUGCACAAUAGUGAAUCUAAACAAUUAGAUCCUUAUGAUGUAAGGAUCUAGUUUAACGAGAAUAUAGCUAUACACUAUUUUUAUAUCUUUUUCUGAAAACCACAAAUGAAAGUAAAAGCACGAAACGUUUC